UUUUUAAAAACUUUUUACACUGGAGAGCAAUAUUAAAUUUUAUGACAGCUGGUAUGAUGUAUAAAUGCUGACAUGUUGCCAAGAUCUGCUCUUCGUUUACGUGUAGUUAUAAAACAUUUGAGGCUAGCAAAAAUGUCCAGCAAAGCCCCAGAUGAAAUACUCUUCCACCACACCAACAACACUGGGGUGAUCACAUUGAACAGACCAAAGGCUUUAAAUGCCUUGAAUCUCUCUAUGGUGCGCAAGAUGUAUGACCAGAUGAAGAAAUGGGAGGAUGACCCAAAGAUAGGACUUGUGCUGAUCAAAGGAGAGGGGGAGAAGUCGUUCUGCGCUGGUGGUGACAUCAGAGCUGUAACAGAGGCUGGAAGAAAAGGGGACAGUUUAGCCCAGGAUUUUUUUAAGGAAGAAUACAUCCUCAACCAUAAAAUAGGCAACUACAAGAAGCCAUAUGUAGCUCUAAUUGAUGGGAUUACAAUGGGAGGGGGUGUUGGCUUGUCUGUACAUGGGAUGUUUAGAGUGGCCACAGAAAGGACAAUGUUUGCAAUGCCAGAGACUGGGAUAGGCCUAUUUCCUGAUGUUGGAGGUGGCCAUUUUCUCCCCCAGCUUGAAGGAAAGCUUGGAAUAUUCCUGGCCCUCACAGGUUUCAGACUGAAAGGUCGUGAUGUGCAGAGUAUUGGGAUAGCUACACACUUUAUUGAUUCUUCAAAGGUGUCAGAAUUAGAGAAACGUCUUACAAAUCUAAAUGUUGAUGCAGGCAAAGAAGGUGUGGCUGGUGUUUUAAAUGAACUACAGAGUCAGUCCCAAGUAGAAGCUGAUAAAGAAUUUAUCCUGAAACCUCAUGUAGAGCAAAUCAACAGGCUGUUCUCUGGUCAAACCAUGGAGAAAAUAUUUGAAGCUUUACAGAAAGAUGAAUCAGACUGGGCCAAGAAACAGCUGGACAUUCUUAAAAAAAUGUCACCAAUUUCUUUAAAGAUUACCUUAAGACUUCUACUAGAAGGUAAAAAUAGAAGCCUGGCAGAAGAUCUGAAAAUUGAGUACAGGUUAAGUCAGAGGUGCCUGGAGGAGAAAGAUUUUUACGAAGGUGUAAGGGCAGUGUUGAUAGACAAGGACAACAACCCACAGUGGAACCCUGCCAAUAUUAAAGAUGUCCCACAGAGUAAAGUUGAGUGGUUCUUCUCUCCCCUUGAUGCCAAACGGGAAUUAAAUUUGUGAUCUAUUUAUCCUAUAGUUGUUCUGUUAAUAUUUGCCAUUUAAAAAAAAAGAUGAUUUUUACAGACAUUAACUUUUUGACUUAAAUUUAGUAAUGCCGAAAAUGAGGUUGGUGUUACUACUGAACUCUUCAAAGCUAAAAAAAUUUUUUUUUAAAAUUAAAAUAGUGAGCAGUGUAUCACACUGGCAUUUUUUUUGUUGUAAGAUGUAAUAGAAUUGGCCCAAUGUUUUAUGUAUGCUGCUGUGGUUGUAUGUAGAAAAAAAAAAUUUGAUGGAGAAUGUAGAUAGAUGGAAUAAGCUUCCUGGUGAUUUUAGUUUUAUUGAUGCUAAAGAUUUUAAUGAUAUUACAUGUCACUGUUUCUAAUAAUACAUGUGUGACCCUUCUCGAGUUGAAUUCAGGUUAAUUUUUUAGUUGUUUUGUUAGUC
This is a messenger RNA of Physella acuta, 1635 nucleotides long. Its product is annotated as 3-hydroxyisobutyryl-CoA hydrolase, mitochondrial-like. Gene Ontology annotation, biological process: L-valine catabolic process. Gene Ontology annotation, molecular function: 3-hydroxyisobutyryl-CoA hydrolase activity. NCBI's taxonomy places the organism in Eukaryota, Metazoa, Mollusca, Gastropoda, Physidae. Gene Ontology annotation, cellular component: mitochondrion. The record is from RefSeq and is a predicted model, not a curated record.